Mirounga angustirostris (Northern elephant seal) is the source of this 2115-nucleotide messenger RNA. RefSeq names its product aromatase. Gene Ontology annotation, cellular component: endoplasmic reticulum. Gene Ontology annotation, molecular function: iron ion binding; heme binding; aromatase activity. Lineage: Eukaryota; Metazoa; Chordata; Mammalia; Carnivora; Phocidae. Gene Ontology annotation, biological process: female gonad development; response to estradiol. The coding region runs from base 152 to 1663 and encodes 503 amino acids. The transcript has 10 exons. The record is from RefSeq and is a predicted model, not a curated record.
GUCUAAGUGAAAGGAACCAAAAGGGAUUCCUGCCAAUACCGAGUCUGGAGAGAUGGCACUCCAUCUGCAGAACCAGGGGACUGGAGGACAGUCCUCAGCCAGGGGGAACGCAGGACUCUAAGUUUUUUCUCUUGAGAUCAAGGAAUAAAAGAUGGUUUUGGAAAUGCUGAACCCAAUGCAUUAUAACAUCACCAGCAUGAUGCCCGAAGUCAUGCCUGUGGCCACCAUGCCGAUCCUGCUGCUCACUGGCUUUCUUCUUUUGGUUUGGAAUUAUGAAGACACAUCCUCAAUACCCGGUCCUGGCUAUUGCAUGGGAAUUGGGCCCCUCAUUUCCCACUGCAGGUUCCUGUGGAUGGGCAUUGGCAGUGCCUGCAACUACUACAACAAGAUGUAUGGAGAAUUCAUGAGAGUUUGGAUAUGUGGAGAGGAAACACUCAUUAUUAGCAAGUCCUCAAGUAUGUUCCACAUAAUGAAGCACAGUCACUAUAGCUCCCGAUUUGGCAGCAAACUUGGACUGCAGUGCAUCGGCAUGCAUGAAAACGGCAUCAUAUUUAACAAUAAUCCAACCCUCUGGAAAGCCAUUCGACCUUUCUUUACAAAAGCUUUGUCUGGCCCUGGCCUUGUGCGCAUGGUGACAAUUUGUGUUGGAUCCAUCAUCACACAUCUGGACAGGUUGGAGGAGGUCAGCAACGAAUUGGGUUACAUCGACGUGUUGACCCUCAUGCGGCGCAUCAUGCUGGACACCUCUAACAUUCUCUUCCUGGGGAUCCCCUUGGACGAAAGUGCCAUCGUGGUUAAAAUCCAGGGUUAUUUUGAUGCAUGGCAAGCUCUCCUUCUCAAACCAGACAUCUUCUUUAAGAUUUCUUGGCUAUACAAAAAGUAUGAAAAGUCUGUCAAGGAUUUGAAAGAUGCCAUGGAAAUUCUGAUAGAAGAAAAAAGACACAGAAUUUCCACAGCAGAGAAACUGGAAGACUAUAUGGAUUUUGCCACCGAGUUGAUUUUUGCUGAGAAACGUGGUGACCUGACAAGAGAGAAUGUGAACCAGUGCAUACUGGAAAUGCUGAUUGCAGCACCAGAUACCAUGUCUGUCUCUGUGUUCUUUAUGCUAUUUCUCAUUGCAAAGCACCCUAAGGUUGAAGAGGCAAUAAUGAAGGAGAUCCAGACUGUUAUUGGUGAAAGAGAUGUAAGAAUUGAUGAUAUGCAAAAAUUAAAAGUGGUGGAAAACUUUAUCUACGAGAGCAUGCGGUACCAGCCUGUUGUGAACUUGGUCAUGCGCAAAGCCUUACAGGAUGAUGUCAUCGAUGGCUACCCAGUGAAAAAGGGGACUAACAUUAUCCUAAAUAUUGGAAGGAUGCAUAGACUAGAGUUUUUCCCCAAGCCCAAUGAAUUUACUCUUGAAAACUUUGCAAAGAAUGUUCCUUACAGGUAUUUUCAGCCUUUCGGUUUUGGGCCCCGCAGCUGUGCAGGAAAGUACAUCGCCAUGGUGAUGAUGAAAGUCGUCCUGGUUACACUACUGAGACGAUUCCACGUGCAGACAUUGCGAGGAGAGUGUGUUGAAAGUUUACGGAAAAAAUAUGGCUUGUCCUUACACCCAGAGGAGACUAGCAACCUGCUGGAAAUGGUUUUUAUUCCAAGAAAUUCAGAAAAGUGCCUCGAACACUAAAGAAGGCUGAUCAGUACCUACUCUGGAGCAUUUCUCAUCAGGAGUUCACAUAGAAAUCACCCGUUCACCAUCAUGGUGAACAUUCGGUGGCCUCUGCCAUUUUAUAGGCACGCCUCGUAUGGACUGUCAGCAAGUCAGGAGAUGUGGGUCAUCUGUUCUUGUCCAAACCAGACUUCCAGAGAAAAUAGAGGCUAAGAGUUUGCAGGGGAAAUGGUCAAUCCCACAAAACAUGCUUUGGAAAAGAUAGGCCACCAGCAAAACUUAGGUCCUCCUUCCCACAAAAUCUCCACUGCCCUGCCCCAAGAGCAUUUUAAUGUCUGGGGCAGAAGCACUCAAGUCCAUUGGAAAGGUCAGCCUGAUGCUUGGGUACUUAGGGCCAAACAUACCUGCUAAUGUGAAUAAAAGUGUUUUGAUUUAGUUUUCAGUGGUAGGCUCCCCAACAUUCAUAUUCU